AACAUGAAGCUGCUCGCCGGCCGCUGCUUCACGUGGAUUCUUCAGAGAGGAAUCUUUUGUUUGUUGGUCGUUGGGCAACGUCAUCAUGGCGUCUUCACCUCGGGCCACAGAGCAUCAGCUGAGCUCAACGGAGACCAGGAGGAUUCUUCACAGAAGGACCAGGAGCCUCAAACUCGGCGACUGAUUCAAAACACCAAACUUCCCAUCAGCCCCUUCAUCCCUCUUUCAAAACAGGGACUUUGGGAAAUACUUGGAGGAAACUCCCAGUCCCAUUCCAACUCGUCCUUAAAAAUCAAGUUUCAGCCAAUAACGAAGGUUCAUGGAACUUCUAAAUUCUCCAGGAAGUUCAGUUGGGGGGCCUUCUACUCAAACAUCAAGACGGUCAAACUGAACUUGCUGAUAAUGGGGAAGAUCGUGGAUCACGGGAACGGCUCUCUCGGAGUGUACUUCCGCCACAACUCCACAGGUGUGGGCAACGUCUCCAUCAGCCUCGUGCCUCCCAUGAAGGAGGUGGAGUUCGACUUGGAGCGCCAAAGUGUGGUCAACCCCAAAGACUCCAAGACGUUCAGCUGCAGGGUGGACUACAAGAAGACCGAACGCAACAAGAAGGUGAUGCUGUGCAACUACGACCCAUCGAAGACGUGCGACCAGGAGCAGACCCAGAGCCACGUCACCUGGAUGUGCUCCAAACCCUUUCAGGUCGUCUGCAUCUACGUGUCUUUCUACAGCACGGACUACAGGCUGGUUCAGAAAGUCUGUCCCGACUACAGCGACCACAAACCAGGUGCCCUCCAGCCCACAGGAGGUUGAUGUUUCAGUAGAUCCAGUUUCCAGCUGUACCGACACUGUGGUGGAUGUUUUUGAAGGGAUCGUCAAAUGUAGCAUUUCUCUCGAUAUAAUAUUUUCAAGUCUUG
Limanda limanda (common dab) is the source of this 914-nucleotide messenger RNA. RefSeq names its product neurexophilin-1-like. Gene Ontology annotation, molecular function: signaling receptor binding. The record is from RefSeq and is a predicted model, not a curated record. Bases 4 to 810 code for a protein of 268 amino acids. Lineage: Eukaryota; Metazoa; Chordata; Actinopteri; Pleuronectiformes; Pleuronectidae. The transcript is spliced from 2 exons.